This is a messenger RNA of Pocillopora meandrina, 537 nucleotides long. The record is from the annotation of a GenBank genome assembly. NCBI's taxonomy places the organism in Eukaryota, Metazoa, Cnidaria, Anthozoa, Scleractinia, Pocilloporidae.
AUGAACGUCAAUACUGUAGCCAACGAGACCGAUUUCUUUAAACGGGAACGACAAAAUUUCAAAGAAGAAGUAUCCAAGCAUUAUUGGAAAAAAUUCUGGGUGAUAGCUAUCUUGAAAACCGUUCAUAAAAAGAAAGGACUCGAACCAUCCAUUCAUCCCUUUUUUUCCAUGCAACGAUUGCAAUAUGUCGAUGAGAUGAGUUACAAACUCGAACGUGCACUCAAAGAAGUCAAGUUUAAUGAAAUCUAUGACGAAUGGACCAAAAUCCUGAGAGAAAGAGGUGUGUAUCAUCCUAUCUGGAAUCAUGAAAACAUGGAAUUUGUCAAAACCAUGAUCUCCGGAAACAAUGCAAGUAGAAUGCUAUUGGAGGAAAUUCUGUCAUUCAGAACAGAAGAAUUGGCAUUUUCGUACGAAUGUAUGGGGUUCACGCAUCAAGAUAUUGACAUCAUUUUUGAUUGGAUGAGAAUCACACCUGACGAACGUUUCAUGGCUGGAUUGGAUGAAGUGGAUGGUGUCGUGAUCGAAAAAACAACAUAA